AACACCUCCUUGCUGCCUUCCCUACCAGUGAAUGACGCGGAUUUUUCAGGUUCAGUAAUCAUUGACGCGGAUCUACGUACUCCAAAGGAAACUGCUUUUGAUUCGGGCCUUUGCGCUGACCCUGCUCUGCAAGCGUCACGGUUACUCUUUUGGUCCUAUCGCCAUUACGAAAGAAGUGGUACUGAAGUCGAGGAUCCCUUCGCUCAUAAUGCGCAGCUCGGGUGGAGUGGACAAUGGCCAAACAGGUCAUCCAUAGCGCGUAUCACCACGGGUCAAAGCAUGGGAAGAAGAUGA
Molecule: messenger RNA, 294 nt
Organism: Opisthorchis viverrini
Lineage: Eukaryota; Metazoa; Platyhelminthes; Trematoda; Opisthorchiida; Opisthorchiidae
Exons: 2
Source: RefSeq, a predicted model, not a curated record